CCUCUCUUUUCUCUCCCUCUACAAACAAAUUACAAAGAAUAAGAGAGCAGUUUGUUUGUGUACGUACGUACCUGUUCUAAACUAUCAAAACGAAGAUGGGAUACAAAGUCUGCUUGAUUGUGCUGAUGGUGGUCUUGGCCAUGGUGGCCCAGUCAUCAGCUAAAGGGCAUGAGGCCAGCUGGGGCCUCAGCUUCACCGCCCACGACGACGAGUCGCUGAUCGACAGAGCCAACAGCAAAGUUGGCGACAUGAUCGGAGAAGAAAACGAAAUGAUGAUGGACUCAGAGAGCAGCCGUCGAACACUUAGAGGGAGUCAAAGAAGGUACAUUGCGUACGGUGCCCUGAGGCGCAAUGCUGUGCCAUGCGGACGCCGCGGCCAGUCCUACUACAACUGCCAAAACAGGCAGAGGGCCAACCCUUACCAGCGCGGCUGCACCACCAUCACCCGCUGCGCCAGACGCUGAAUGUGAUCAAUUCGGUUUAUUUACAAGACCAGAUCAAAGAGAAAUAAAAGAAUAAGAAAAAGAAAUAGUACGUACGUACAAGGAUAUAUAGUGAAAAGAGAAUGAAGGUGGGAUCAAAAUCAUCGAUCAUCAUCGACAUUCAUGCUUUCAAGAUUAUAUGUCUUCCUCCUUUUGAAUUUUAAGAUUAAUUACUGUGUUUGUUGAAUUAUUCUGUAAUCUUUGUUUUGGUUAUAUUUAUAUAUUUUUAUUUACUAUA
Messenger RNA from Prunus avium (sweet cherry), 720 nucleotides. RefSeq names its product protein RALF-like 19. Lineage: Eukaryota; Viridiplantae; Streptophyta; Magnoliopsida; Rosales; Rosaceae. Gene Ontology annotation, biological process: calcium-mediated signaling. The record is from RefSeq and is a predicted model, not a curated record. Gene Ontology annotation, cellular component: plasmodesma.